GAGACCCCCGCCAUGGACACGGACACGGCCGCUCUGUGCCCCCCGGAUGGCCGGGCUCCUUCCCCACAGCUGCAGAAGCCAGCGGCAGAUGCCACCACGCCGAUGGGGCGGGAGAAGCUGCUGGCAGGGCUGGAGCGAGGGCAGGGCGGGCUGCCCCCAGCCCCCGCGGGGCCACGCCGGCGGGGGAGCAUGCCCGUCCCCUACAAGCACCAGCUGCGGAGGGCCCAGGCCGUGGACGAACUGGACUGGCCCCCUCGGGCCUCGCCCUGCGGCUCCUCGGACUCCCUGGGCUCGGCGGAGGGCACCUCAGCCCCGGGGGGCAAUGUCUUCAAGGUGAUGCUGCUGGGCGAGAGCGGCGUGGGCAAGAGCACCCUGGCGGGCACCUUCGGGGGGCUCCAGGGGGACCCCGCGCACGAGCCCGAGAACCCAGAGGAUACCUACGAGCGACGAGUCGUGGUGGAUAUGGAGGAGGUGACGCUGAUGGUCUACGACAUCUGGGAGCAGGGGGAGUCGGGGGGCCGGCUGCGGGAGCACUGCGUGCAGGAGGGAGACGCCUUUCUCAUCGUCUUCUCCGUCACCGACCGGCGCAGCUUCUCCAAGGUGCCCGAGACGCUGCUGCGGCUGCGUGCUGGGCGGCCUCACCACGACCUGCCCGUCAUCCUCGUGGGCAACAAGAGCGACCUGGCCCGCUCGCGCGAGGUCUCCCUCGAAGAGGGCCGCAGCCUGGCGGGCACGCUGAGCUGCAAGCACAUCGAGACGUCGGCCGCCCUGCACCACAACACGUGGGAGCUCUUCGAGGGCGCCGUGCGUCAGAUCCGGCUGCGGCGGGGCCGGGCGGAGAGGCCGGCCGCCACGGGCAGCCCCGAGGGCCCCAGCCUGCUGCCCCGCCGCGAGAGCAUCACCAAGAAGGCCAAGCGCUUCCUGGCCAGCCUGGUGCCCCGCAACGCCAAGAUCUUCAAGCAGCGGUCCAAGUCCUGCCACGACCUCUCCGUGCUCUGAGAGCCCCCGGACCACCACCGCUGUCACCGCCGCCGCCGCCGCCACGCUCUCCUUCUCCCUCCCUCCCCAGCCUGGGCGUCCCCAACUCUCAGGAUGCCCUGGUUCGACCGGCUGGCACAAGGCCCCCGUGGCCUGGGUGACUGCCACGGGAAGUACCGCCCGAGCCCGGGCAGGAGACCCAAGGGCCCCUUGAAGGGCCCCUCCAAGGCAAGGACUGUGGGGGUCUCGUGGGGCAGGAAAGUGCUUGCGAAGUCAUUAACUGUGCCUGUGAAGAGAGUCCCCUAAAACCACGGCCCCCAGAGGCCCUCGUGAUGGACGCCUUUGCAGGAUUUACCUCUUUUGUCCUCAACACGUGUUUUGCCUCCCCUUUAAGAGAUUUCUUAAAGGCAAGGACCUGGAAACCCGUCUUUCCUGAGACUUGACAAGCUGCCUUCUGGACCCCUCUGCCGCACUCCCCACCUCCCCUUCCUUAAAGACGGAGAUCCGGAACCAGUUCUCUAGAGACUUGGAAUUUGCGAUCUGCCACUGCACCUGUCCGCCUCCCCUUUUAAGGCUUUGAAGGUCAAGGCUGGAAAUAGCCCCCCUGCCCGCGGCCAGCCUGGUGGCCCACAGCCUUAGCCCUGCUGAGGGAAAUGCCCAGUUUGGGG
Tachyglossus aculeatus (Australian echidna) is the source of this 1646-nucleotide messenger RNA. It is a transcript of the gene REM2, whose product is annotated as RRAD and GEM like GTPase 2. The transcript has 5 exons. Gene Ontology annotation, cellular component: plasma membrane. NCBI's taxonomy places the organism in Eukaryota, Metazoa, Chordata, Mammalia, Monotremata, Tachyglossidae. Gene Ontology annotation, molecular function: GTPase activity; calcium channel regulator activity; GTP binding. The record is from RefSeq and is a predicted model, not a curated record. The coding region runs from base 13 to 999 and encodes 328 amino acids.